AUUGGACUGAUUUUUAAAAAGGUUCCAAAUUUUAUGAUAUUUUUGUCCAUAUUUAUAACUCAAGCACAUGAUUUUAAUUUCCCAUGUGUGUCCCCUAUCUAACAAGCCAUAUAUCUGUUCCAAAUAAUUACUGCCCUUCCUUUUUCUCCAACCAAAUUCAACUAUAAAAACCCAUAACCCCCCCUCCCUCCACAUCCCAUCUCACCAAGAUCAAACCCCGGCCACCAUGGUUUCCGACCGGAGCCAACCCUCAAAAAACGUGUGCGUGAUCGGGGCAGGUCCCUCCGGAUUGGUCGCCGCCCGGGAGCUGAGGAAAGAAGGCCACAAUGUGGUGGUCUUUGAGCAAAGCCAUGAUGUUGGAGGGCAAUGGCUGUAUGACCCCAACGUGGAGGUUGAGGAUCCCUUGGGAAGGGAAACUUCCCUUAGCGUGCAUAGCAGUAUUUAUGCCUCGUUGAGGCUGACAUCCCCAAGGGAGAUAAUGGGUUUCACUGAUUUUCCAUUUUUGGAGAAGAAAGGAAGGGACAUGAGGAGAUUUCCUGGCCAUGGGGAACUCCUGAUGUACCUUAGUGAUUUUUGUGCCUUUUUCGGUUUGAGGGAGAUGAUAAGGUUCAAUACCAAGGUUGAGUAUGUGGGUAUGUUGGAUUAUGGCGAAUUUGGCAAGGAUUUGAGAUGGGUUGUGAGGAGUAAAGAGAAAAAGUGUGAGAAAAUGGUGGAAGAGGUGUUUGAUGCUGUGGUUGUCGCCACCGGUCAUUAUUCCAAGCCCAGGCUGCCUUCCAUCAGAGGAAUGGAAGCCUGGAAAAGGAAGCUGAUGCAUAGUCAUGUUUACAGAGUUCCCGAGCCGUUUCGCAAUGAGGUGGUUGUGGUGGUUGGAAAUUCAUUGAGUGGGCAAGAUAUAUCAAUGGAGCUUGUGGAUGUGGCAAAGGACAUUUAUCUUAGUGCCAAAUCUACUGAUGUUUCUGUGGGCUUGUCAAGAGUAAUAUCCAAGCAUGAAAACCUGCACCUUUGUCCACAGAUAGACUCCCUACAAGAGGAUGGAAGGAUUGUAUUCGUAGAUGGAACUUGGGUAAUUGCAGACACCAUCGUUUAUUGCACUGGGUAUUCCUAUUCAUUCCCGUUUCUUGACACCAAAGGGAUAGUGGUGGUGGAUGAUGACAGGGUGGGACCUCUGUAUGAGCACACCUUCCCCCCAUCUCUUGCACCUUCCCUCUCCUUUAUAGGCAUUCCCAGGAAGCUCAUAGGCUUCCCUUUCUUUGAGUCACAAGCAAAAUGGAUUGCUCAGCUGUUGUCUGGGAAAAGAGCAUUGCCCUCAUGGGAUGAGAUGAUGAACUCCAUCAAGGAGUUCUAUCACUCGAGGGAUGUUGCUGGAGUUCCAAAGCAUAACACCCAUGAUAUUGCCUGUUUUGAGUACUGCGAUAAGUAUGGGGACAACGUUGGAUUCCCACACUUGGAAGAAUGGAGGAAAGAGCUCUGCUUAUCAGCCCUGACAAAUGCAGAUGCCAAUUUGGAAACGUACCGCGACUCGUACGACGAUCACGAGUUGCUUCAAGUAGCCCACCAGAGCCCUCAUUUCACCCAACUCGAAGUUGAAUCCAUCCCCAUGUGAUCCCCAUCGGUUAAAUUCAAAAUAAUAUUCCAAUCAAAAAAAGCAGCCCUUUGUUGAAGGAACAGGGCAAAAUACAAUGUAAUUUGAUGAUUUGUUUGGUAAUUAAGGCAUUGUUUGUUUAGCACCAAGGAGAGGGAAGUACUUGUAUUGCUUUAGGAAACAGAUUUAAAGACCAAUUGCGAAAUUGCCUUCUGAAGCAAGAAAAGUACUUCAUCCGGAUUAUUUACUUCACAGAAAAAUAUGUUUAUGGAAUAGGACCCUGUUUCAGCUACCAAGAAGAACUGGAAUUUUGAAUGUUGCUAUGCUUUUAACAGGCAUUUGGAUCUUGUUCUUGACAUAUUUGAUGUGGAAGAAUCCUAGAUCUCUCGUGUGAUGGGAUGCGAAACGGGACCCGUCACGGUUUCGUUUGAUAGAGUCGUUUAUUCUGUAGGACUUGACAUGGUCAUUGUUCAUGUCAAAAAUUAGGAUGAUCGGUCAUCUGUAUAAACUUAUAAGAGAUGGAAAUGGUAAGAGUUUGAAUCCA
Messenger RNA from Rhododendron vialii, 2126 nucleotides. RefSeq names its product flavin-containing monooxygenase FMO GS-OX-like 9. The transcript has 7 exons. NCBI's taxonomy places the organism in Eukaryota, Viridiplantae, Streptophyta, Magnoliopsida, Ericales, Ericaceae. The record is from RefSeq and is a predicted model, not a curated record. The coding region runs from base 227 to 1603 and encodes 458 amino acids. Gene Ontology annotation, molecular function: NADP binding; flavin adenine dinucleotide binding; N,N-dimethylaniline monooxygenase activity.